This is a messenger RNA of Lampris incognitus (smalleye Pacific opah), 2496 nucleotides long. RefSeq names its product amyloid-beta A4 precursor protein-binding family A member 3. Lineage: Eukaryota; Metazoa; Chordata; Actinopteri; Lampriformes; Lampridae. Gene Ontology annotation, molecular function: amyloid-beta binding; protein binding. Bases 251 to 2422 code for a protein of 723 amino acids. The transcript has 11 exons. Gene Ontology annotation, cellular component: dendritic spine; cytoplasm; plasma membrane. The record is from RefSeq and is a predicted model, not a curated record. Gene Ontology annotation, biological process: chemical synaptic transmission.
CAUGUGAAGUUUUUCCCACACAGGAAUUGUGUGCGACGUAUUUAUCGAAUGAUAUAUUACUGUUACGUGGCGGGAUGCUAUGGCAGUCGCUAGAAUGACGAACGUACAAACAUGUCCAGGUUAUAAACCACGUAAACUUGUGUAUCGUGGCACCUAAGAGGAGUUGUCCCUGUGUCUGGCUGGUGUAUGAAAGAAUAUCCAGACCUCCGCCAAAAUACAACGAUCUGAGAUAACCAGGCUUGUUCACAAAAUGGAAUCAGACAGCUCCCAUGCUGAACAGCCAGCUUCAUUGUCCCCAGGCACUCAGUCCAUCACAGCUAUCACUGCUGAUGAAGUUUCUCCAGAUGCAAACAGUAACAGAUGGACUCAGGCAGAUGUGGCCAGCUCCGAGGCAGAGGAGCUGGACUCCUUUAACCUCAUUGAGCCCCCUCCACUGGACUGGAGGUCUGACACAUCCAGCGAGGUAGGCUCAGUGCAGGAUGUGGACGACCCUACCUUCCCUCCCUCAGGUGAUAAUCUGGAGGAGGAAGGGCUUGAUGAGUUUAUUCUGCCUUUGGAUGUGAAUGACAUUGCUGUUCCGCCAGUGGUUAUUCAACAGCAGCUGGUGGACGAUAACACUGAUCCUAUCCAGGCUAUAAGAGAGGGGCUGUCUACUAGGGAGGUAGAGAGACAGGUUCCUGAGGAGGAGGAGGCAGAGGUUGAGGGGAUCAAGAGCCGGUCAAGAGAUGAGGACCACACCCGCAUUCAUGCCCUUCUCAACAGGCUCCAACUGAUGGGAGAGGAGUCUGAUUCUGACCAGCUAUGUCCUGCUCGCCGCAUCUCCUAUCGGCGCUACAGACCUCUUGAGUUGGAACCGGAAGACCCUUCCGCGGUAACAGGUGUUGACACUUUACACACCAGUUCUCCAACGGAAACUACGGGGCUGUUGUUCUUAGAGAGCCACCACAGAGACCUCCUUGGACUAUUAGAGUCUACAGAGAUAGGGCCUUCUCCUCUUCCUCAAAAGCCCCGGGCAGCUUACCUACCCCGCAGAGCAGAGGUCGACGCCGUGGUUUCAGUCUCCUACAAUCAGGAAGACGCCCAGAAGUACUGGGAUCAUUUUGGGAAUGGCCAGCAGCCCCAGCUGCGGGGCGGCUUCUCGGCUUCCCUGCUGAAGGACCGGUACCCCGAGCCAGUGUGGAUGAAGUGUGGGGAGGAGCCGCCAGAAGUGGAAGGUGCUGCUGAGAAUGAGCUGAAUGCUGAUGACCGCCCUGACUAUAAAGAUGUGCCUGGUCCCUGUGACCCUGAUGACCUUUUAGAUGGAGUGAUAUUUGGUGCGAAGUAUCUUGGCUCCACUCAGAUCAAGUCAGAGAAAAACCCAUCUACCAAUGCUCGCAUGGCUCAAGCUCAGGAGGCUGUGGAUCGGAUCAAGGCUCCGGAGGGGGAGUCUCAGCCCAUGACAGAGGUGGACCUCUUUAUCUCAACCCAACGGAUCAAAGUACUCAGCACUGAUACUCAGGAGGCGAUGAUGGACCACUCGCUCCAAAUGAUCUCCUACAUUGCCGACAUCGGCAGCAUCGUGGUGCUGAUGGCCCGCAGGAAACCGAAUAGCCGCAAAGGCCACGACAGUGAACAGACCACCAACUCUUCUUCCUCUUCCUCCCCUGGACCACCAAAAAAAUGCUGGAUGAUCUGUCACGUCUUCUCAUCCGAUGAUGCCCAGAUCAUAGCCCAGGCUAUCGGUCAGGCAUUUGGCGUAGCCUACCAGCAGUUCCUCCAAGCCAAUGGCAUCAAGCCCAGUGAGCUGAGGCCUGGCGAGUACAGCGACUACCUGGGCACCCAAGAGCUCUACAAUGGGGACCUGGUCCACUUCUCUGAUUCUCAGAACAUUCGAGAUGUGAUCAUCUCCAAGGCUGCAGGGGAGAUCUUAGGGCUGGCUGUGGUGGAGUCAGGCUGGGGCUCUAUCUUGCCCACCGUUGUUGUGGCCAACCUCCUCCACGGGGGUCCUGCCGAGCGCUCCGGGGAACUCAGUAUCGGGGACCGCAUCAUGUCGGUGAACGGCACCAGCCUUGUGGGCCUCCCCAUAGCAUCCUGCCAGAGCAUCAUCCGGGAUUUGAAGAGCCAGACAUGCGUGAAGCUCAGCAUCGUUCACUGUCCCCCCGUCACCAUGGCAAUUAUCAAGAGACCAGACCCCAAAUUUCAGCUGGGCUUCAGUGUGGAAGAUGGUAUUAUCUGCAGCCUGAUGCGAGGAGGUAUAGCAGAAAGAGGGGGCAUCCGUGUCGGACAUCGGAUCAUUGAAAUCAACGGACAGAGUGUGGUUGCCACACCCCACGACAAGAUUAUCCACAUCCUGACCAACGCCAUUGGGGAAAUUCACUUGAAGACCAUGCCAGCAUCAACAUAUCGCCUCUUAACAGGACAAGAACAGCCAGUUUUUCUCUAAAAACAGCAGACAGAGCAUUGGCUAGUUUGAUCAAGAAAUACUUCAGAGAAAAAUAUUGUGCAGUAUUGAAGUUU